Hypomesus transpacificus is the source of this 1781-nucleotide messenger RNA. RefSeq names its product putative potassium channel regulatory protein. Lineage: Eukaryota; Metazoa; Chordata; Actinopteri; Osmeriformes; Osmeridae. Gene Ontology annotation, biological process: negative regulation of delayed rectifier potassium channel activity; protein homooligomerization. The transcript is spliced from 2 exons. The coding region runs from base 664 to 1500 and encodes 278 amino acids. Gene Ontology annotation, cellular component: endoplasmic reticulum. Gene Ontology annotation, molecular function: protein binding. The record is from RefSeq and is a predicted model, not a curated record.
ACAUGAGAGUUGAUUAAUUUGGGGAAAUAAGUCACUAACGUACAACAUCUCAAUUAAGAAAAUAGGCCUAAGUAAUUUAGAUACAAUAAUUCAUCAAUCAAAUCAAAACACAUGUUCAGGUGCUACAGUGAUUGAAAGUACUUUGCAGUAACUGCACUGCAGUUCCAGGCAACAUAGGGCUCUCAAUAAAUACAAGGCGUUGUGUGAGAGCGUGUGAAAUGGCUGAAAUGCGUGGCACUUGAGAGCCCUAGGCUAUAACAAUUACCCUAAAUUCUUAUUUACAACAUUGUACUCUUACACAACACAAUGUAGCCUACAAUAUAGGCAACACCUAACAAAAUACAAUAUACUGUAUACAAAAUACGACAGAAUACAAUCAAAUACACUCUACCCCCCCUCCCCCAUAUAAACAGCGAAGAAAAAUAUAAAGUGAUGCAGUGACAUCCAGUUGUCGUUUUAAUAGGCCUACAUUCGGUACAUAUAUCAUUAAACAUUUGCUUCACUGGCUUUGUUCCAACAAUGGGCUUUCCUGUAGCCUACCAGCAUUAGCCAUCCAACCAACAACAUAAGGUAUAGUGUUUUGUUUGGAGUUGCCAGGAUAUCUUGCCCAUGUAGACAUACCUAUUUGACUGCUCUGGAGCUGUACAGAUCACUUCGGCCAAAAUGGUCAUGGGUUCUCACGAUUUAAUAACCAUUAAUGUUGGAGGUCAAAGAUUCACCACCACUGCAUUUACUCUCAGAAAGCACCAAGACUCAAGACUCGCACGGAUACUGGAUGGCAAAGACCCUGAACACAAGCUAGUGAAUGGGCAGAUAUUUAUAGACAGGGACUGGACUUUGUUUAAAUUCAUCCUGGAAUACUUGAGAGCUGGCCAGAUCUCUCUGCCGGCUGAGUUUAGUGACCACGAUGGACUGGCACGGGAGGCGGAGUUUUACGGAUUGCAUGUGUUGGUUCAGGGUCUUUCCAUAACCCCGCGUUCCAAAGUCGAACUCCUCGAAAUCCGCUGCUCUGUUCAAGAGUCUCACGGAACCUUCCGAGUAUUCUCCUCCAGCAACAGAACUCUGGAGGCGUUGGCCUCUAGAAUUUCCGUUUUUGUGGAACACCCCAACCUGAGAGGCAAUCUUCCACCACAGACCCAGAAUUCAGACACACCCGUGCCGGUUCAAAGGCCCUCUCAUCAUGACCUGGUCUUUCACUGUGGGACUGACCACUUUGCCAGGGAUGACUUCUCAGCUAGAUUUGUGACCAUAAAGCCAGACGAGAGAAAACUCCUGAACAGCAGCAACGUCCUGGGCCUGCUAAUGGACACCCUGCUGAAGGAAGGGUUUCAUCUCGUCAGCACCAGGACCAUCUCCCAAGAGGAGAAGGUGGAGUGCUUCACGUUCGAAAGACGCCAGAACACCCACAUUGUUCUGUCCAAUGAGAUUCAUAGCAGAGAUGAUGACCUCAGAAGUGAGGCAACAAUGGCACAAAGCAAGAAGACCAACAGGAAGAAGUGAUGCCAGAAAUUAAGGUCCAAAUCUCGACACAGGCCUCAAUUUUUUUAAAUAGCAAUGCUCUCAUUGGAUCCGAUCAGAUCCAUAUUUGUUUGUGUAUGUUUAUUGUCUAUAUCACCAUCGUGUUUGAAUAUAGAUUUACAGAGGAAGCUACUUUAAACUGAGGAAAUGGGAAGUCUCUCUCAGCCUCACUUGUUGUGACCAGAUAUCCCCAUGUUUACCAAUAGGGGGCAACAUAGAAUGAUUAAUAAUAGAGCAGCCUACAGUGACCCAUAAAAUCAAUC